AUCAGACGAGGCAUGGUACUCACCAAGCCAGGAGCUGCUAAGACGUAUACAGAAUUCGAGAGCGACUUAUAUGUGUUGAAGGAGGACGAGGGUGGUAGGAAGAACCCUUUUCACAGCGAGUAUCGUCCACAGGCGUACAUCAGGACGGGAGAUUGUUCAUGCAGAAUUAUACUCCCUGAUGAUGUUGAUAUGGCUAUGCCUGGUGAUAGCAUUAAAGCGACACUGAAAUUGGACAGACCCCAGGCAGUUGAA
Molecule: messenger RNA, 252 nt
Organism: Perkinsus marinus ATCC 50983
Lineage: Eukaryota; Perkinsozoa; Perkinsida; Perkinsidae
Product: elongation factor tu, putative
Exons: 3
Biological process (GO): mitochondrial translational elongation
Cellular component (GO): mitochondrion
Molecular function (GO): translation elongation factor activity
Source: RefSeq, a predicted model, not a curated record